UAUAUAAUAAAAUAGUCUGCUUUAUUUAAAAAUAAAUGAAUAAAUUAAACUAACAUUAAUCAUCAGUUAUCUUAACUGUGUGUAAUGUGUAUAGUAAGGGAUUCUGGUAUCUUGAUAUUUUGCCACAUUUUGUUUUAGGAAACCAUUUUUUUGUACAAAAUUAUCUUUUUUGGUUUCAGAGUGUAUACUGCGUACGUUGUGUAUGGUAUUAAACGGUGUGGAGUUUGGCGGAGUUGCCAGAGAAACUUUCAAAACAUACUGUACAAGCUAAGUCCGCCCAACUCCUGGCAAGAUUAAGGUAAUGCCUGGCUGAUACGAUACAAUAGUUAUGUAGCCUUUCAGUGCUCUAUGGUGCUCCCGUCGGAUUGCCCACCGCUGCGGAAAAGCGAUCUUUAUUGGAGUAAAGAAUACCCCAUCACUGCUACAGAAAAAGGUGGUAGAGAGUGUGGGGGGCGCGAGAAGAGACGCGAACCGAGAAGAGAGAAGAUAAUGACGGAUAGCCAGCAGCAGUUCUGCUUAAGGUGGAACAACUUUCAGGCCAACAUCACCAGCCAGUUCGAGGCCCUGCGCGAUGAUGAGGAUUUCGUCGACGUUACCUUCGCCUGCGAUGGCAGGCGACUUCAGGCGCACAAGGUUGUACUCUCAGCCUGCAGCCCUUACUUCAAGGAGCUCUUCAAGACAAAUCCAUGCAAGCAUCCGAUAAUCUUCAUGCGGGAUGUGGAGUUUGAGCACCUACAGUCCCUGCUGGAGUUUAUGUACGCGGGUGAGGUGAAUAUCUCGCAGGCCGAGUUACCGACGUUCUUGCGUACUGCAGAGUCCCUGCAAAUUCGUGGUCUCACCGACUCCCAGAGCCAGCACAACAACGAAAAGCAUUCGAAGACGAAUAGCGUGCACGCGUCAAAUGGUCGCGGGCUGAUCUCACCGACCUUCGAGGACGAGCGUAGCAAGACACCACCUGCGACGAGUCCACCACCACUUAAACGGCUGUGCAAACGAAGUGAUUCGCCUCAAAACUCUAGUCCGGUACCCGCGGUGCCACCUUGUGCUACAAGCACAACGCGUUCUCGCCCCCUAAUCGAACCCCAGGUCCAACUUGAUUGCUACAAAGAUCUCGAUGUCGUUGAGCCAAAACUAGAGUUACCCGAAUAUGGCAGUGAUGACGAUUGCAGUACCAAGCAAGAAGUUAAUGCAAUACCCGGCGGCUUUCUCAGUCUCGAUGGCGGCAUGGAGGUGUUGCCAACCUACCCACCUUCGUAUUCAGGCAGCGGCAUGGACGGUGGAAUGCCAGGACCAUCGCAUGGCAAUAGCGAGCUGAACCAGGAGCAGCAAGCAGGACGGAGGGUGCGUCGUGGCAGGCCGCGACUCGGCACGAGGGGCGGAAGACACCUGUCCUCAUCCAUACAUGGAAAUUCACCCUCGCGGGGCGACUGGCUGCCUUUGGACAUGAGGACAACGCCGCCGGCCAUGCCGGCCUUUCGUGGCUUCGAGGAAUCCUCGUCGGACGGAGUGGUGCACCUGGGCGAAGGCAUCGCCGUUUGCGAGGAACAGCUGCGAGCCGUCAAAUGGAGUGACUAUCGAAAGUUAACCAGAGGCCUGGCAGCGAUACUAUUCAGCCCUACGGAACUGGCAACGUGUUCCGUGACGGGACAGCGUUGGAGCCGCGCCGGAACCGCGACGGAACGACCGGUCAAACCAGCCCUGGACAGAGCCAAGGUUCAGGCUAUCAUAUCCUACGUGACGUCGAGGUUUCCAUCGGUGGACGUGAGUAGCGUCAAGCAAGUUUUGGCUUAUAAGUGCAAGGAAAAUUCUACAGCCCUUAAGAUGAAAUCCAUUCGAUACAUCUGCGAACGCCAAGACACGGACACUUCGCCAAGGGCCGAAUCCGAGGAUAAGUGAGAGAUGGCGCUGGGUGCGUGCAGGGUGCAGCAGUCACCCGUCCUGCUACGUCGCGUCCUCCCGCACCCUGGACCAAACGAGAAGGAACCAUCGGCCGAGAUCCAGUACGGCCACCCGGGGGACGAUCAGCAUCCUCCCCGGGAUAACCAGGAUGGGAAUCGCCGCCAGCCUCCAUCAUCCACCCUGCAAUCAUCUCAGACGUCACCAACAAGACGACCGUACGAAACGCUAGCAGAGUCCUCGUUAAUGACGUCAUCGUACACAGCAGUAGGGAGUCCUGCAACAGCAACAGCGACUACAGCUGGGAACAGCAACCCUGGCUCGAUAGGUGGUCUUAUGAGACUUCACGCGAUUCAUCGUGCACUUCAGGCGACUCUGCAUGCAGCUGCGUCUGCCGCAGCAGCCACUGCAGCCGCCAGCGAUUAUUUCUGAGUCUCUAGCCUGAUGUACCAAACUUUUGGCUCCUGCCGUACGGGAUUAUUUCACGUGGGUGACGUAAAGAAUGGGAAUUAUCCGGGCGAAAGGGGCGCACGGAACUCUACCACCUUUUGGUACAGCGUCGUAUCGUCGCUCCCGCUGAUACUAGCGGAUACGAUGCUGGGUACUACACUGUUGAUACAGUACUCUGACGUCAUACGUUAUUACUCCUGUGGUAUACUACGGUUUAAUAUUGUACGUUUAAACUGCGGCUGAUUACACGAACGAGAAUAGGGUUUCGGAGGUUGAAAAUAUUUCAACUUCCGAUUAGGUACGGACUGUUUCAUUUUGCUGUAUUAACAGCACGACAUCGUACUGGCUUAUGAGCAUUAGGUAUAUCCAGCUGGAUGGAUUGUAAGAUAAAACAAUUGCGUGGAUCGCUUAGGAUAUCUCAUGUUUUUUGGGGAUGCCUCUUAUUAUCAAGGGGCUGUGUACAGUGUUAUACAAUAUUAGGCCUUUCGGUGUCUUCUAAGCAGUCUAGGUUGAAAUGGAUAGGAGACAGAACGUGAUACGUAACCAUGGAGACUGGUGUAUUUCUCCCUCCCUUCCUUCCUCCCUCCCUCCCUCCCCACCUGUAAUACCGAUUAACGAGACUGACAGAUUUGAUCUUUGGUCUUGCACUUUAGUCGAUCUUUUACUAGGAUAUUGUGAACUAAUUCGAGAAUUCAUUUUUUUUUUUUCGUCGAAUUUAAUGUGUACAGUGUUAUUAGCCAAUUGCGUUACGUCACUUUGCGACUCAGUUUCAGCCUAGAGUGACAGAUGCACUGUUCGUGGUAUAGGGCAAGGGGUUAAUAAUCGAAAAUCAAUAGCUAGUCCGAUGCAUCCUGUGCAACUUGAAGUGCAGGCCUAAGAGUGAUGAAUAAGAUGAGGAAAGUGCAAAUAAGGAAGAAACGUUGCGAAUUUCUCUCGCGAUUGCGAUUUUGUCAGACGCGUCAAAUGCAUCUGGUCGGCGGACGGUAAAGAGAUCGUAGAAGAAUCCCGAUUUUUGGAUAUAAAUUUUUUUUAUAUUUCAAUACUCGUGAUCCUUCUUUAUUUAUUUUUCUAUUUACUCGUGCAUAUAUGUAUACUCGCUACGCAUAUGUGACUUUCAUUGCUGCUUGCAUGCGUCUAGUCUAUCUACUUUGUUCUGUAUAGCACAUGCAACGUCAUAAACAGAAGCCAGGAGUCAGUGAGCCAUAUAUUCGGAUAGCUGUGUAAUGGUCAGACUGGUGGGUUUAGUGGCCGCGCUGCAUUUCCAGUUCAGUAAUACGCUGGGAAUUUGAAAUUUCCUUAUUUCACGAUCGCUCGAAUAUUCCCCUUGUGGUUGUUGGAUGCAGUUGAUGCGGAUUCGUCCAACCUAACCUAACCUCAACCACGUAUAGAGAGCUUAGAGAUAAACCGCAAAUUCGCCAGAUUACAAACCCACGAUCUUCUCGUUGACCCUCUGACGUCUCAUACUCAAUAACGUAUCCUUUACACGCCGACCUUAUUUCCUUGCGGCGGUAUAACGCAACGUGAAACGUAAUUCAAGAAGAGAGAUGAAAAAAAUUAACAAGAGACAGACAGAGAGAUUGAUAAAAAGGGUAUGGAGAAAACAAACGAAACUCCCGCGGCUUCGUGCAAUUUUCUCUAGACACGCGAGAGAGAACUUCGUAACGUUUUUUCUUCGCCGUGGCCAAACAGGAAUAAUACCAAAUAAAAGAGAGAGAGAGAGAGAGGGGAAAGCAAAGAUAUAUCGAAAGAAGAUUAAAAGGUGAAGCGUGAAAUUUGAUAACACGAAAAUUGACGAUAUAGUGUAACGAUAUAUUGAUUGUGCAAUAGAAAGUGACCGUGGCGAUUGAAAAUCGUAUACGGGAACGUAACUCGUCGACGGAGAUCUUAUGGGCCUAAGGGGAUUUUAACGAAGUGGCGGAUCGAAGGAAGAAAAAAGAAAGGAAGGAAAAGGCUUAACGCAAUGGGACAAAUCUCGAGACGAGGUGAUACAAAAAUACACGAGCUUUUCAGGCUCGCUGCGUAAACGAGAGAAUUUAUUAUGUGUACAGUCUCAGUUGAAAUUGUAUAAGAGUCGGCGGGACAGCAGUUCGCUCUGAGAUAAGUAAAUAAAUAAAUAAUUGAGGGUUAAUCGAGAAGUGGAUAAAGUUUAUAGGGAUUGGGAGGACAGGGGACGUCUUUCAACGAUCAUCAACGACCCGCGAAAUUGUGCAAUAAUAAAAAACUAUACUAGUGCUAAUUAUCAUAGCGAUAGUAGGCUAAUGAUAGGGGGGGGAGGAGGAGGAGGGGGUUGGGGAGAGUGCGAAUAAAUAGUUGAAAAAAAAGAAAUUGAGGGAAAUGGGCGCGACCUUGGAAACAACCGUAUAUAAUAAAAGAAGAGCAUCGUGUAUAUCGUACGGGGACAAGUGAUGAAUAUCCGUAAUGCGGAAUUUUUUCGCAUAAAUCUGUGUUACGUACGAGUGGUUGCGUAAAGCUACAUCGCGGACCAAAAAAGAAAAAUUCAAAAUUCCUUCCCAACUGUGCACGUUCCACACGUAUGCUUGGUCGGUGCGUGCGUGUGUCUCGUGCACAGAUGAAUUUUUAGUUGUCAAAAUCGUUUUUUUUCUUUUUUGUAUUAUUUCCUUAAUUUGCGUUUGAUCCGUUUUUUUUUUCUUUCUUUUUUAAUCGUUUACCUACAUUCUCGUGAUUUUUUUUUUCUCUUUUGAAGCAAAAUCACGAAGACUAUGGUGCGGAUCGAACUAGUGGUCCAAGUUGUGAUACAGAUGCGAGAGAUUUAUCGUGAAACGGAUGAGAGUGAAAUGAGAGGAGGAUAAGAUGAUGGUACGGCCGUGAGAGAGAAAGAGAGAAAACGAAUGCGUGAAAGAAAUGUUAAUGAAGGGUCAAGAGAAAUGAGUAAAAAAAAAAAA
This is a messenger RNA of Cephus cinctus (wheat stem sawfly), 5249 nucleotides long. Its product is annotated as protein abrupt. The transcript has 10 exons. Gene Ontology annotation, molecular function: DNA binding; protein binding. NCBI's taxonomy places the organism in Eukaryota, Metazoa, Arthropoda, Insecta, Hymenoptera, Cephidae. The record is from RefSeq and is a predicted model, not a curated record. Gene Ontology annotation, cellular component: nucleus. The coding region runs from base 349 to 1896 and encodes 515 amino acids. Gene Ontology annotation, biological process: regulation of transcription by RNA polymerase II.